Penaeus chinensis is the source of this 11230-nucleotide messenger RNA. RefSeq lists its product as uncharacterized. The record is from RefSeq and is a predicted model, not a curated record. NCBI's taxonomy places the organism in Eukaryota, Metazoa, Arthropoda, Malacostraca, Decapoda, Penaeidae. Gene Ontology annotation, molecular function: protein binding.
CACUCAGUUCUCGGUGGCCGUCCGUGCCCACAGCAUCACUCGGACAGCAUCGGAUACAGUGGCUGAAGGACCACACGCCUCACAGGUCACAGGGUCAGCCGUGUUCAUGGCCCAGCUGAGCCUGGCACCUCGUGUUUGGUUUGGCGUCGCGUGACAUUUAGUGACGGAUUAGGGUAGCAAAGGGGGUGUCAGUGAGAGUGUAGGCCCAGGCGACUGAUAAUUCUCCCGAUAAGUGAGAAGUGGCAACGUCCAUAAGUUAGACUUGGCCCCGCCCUUGAGCACGUGCCCACCAAGAUGGCUAACGUUGGGGUGGUGGGUCAGACGUCGGUCAUGACCCAGAGCUUCCAUCAUCAGGAGGUCAAGACCCAGCACUCCGAGCGUCUGGAGCGCCUGGACCUGAAGACGCCCGAGGGCGACCUCGGCGACGUCGAGGCCGACUUUCAGAGUCUCGUGAACGAAAUGGCGAGGGACAGCAGCUCCGUGAAGAGCUUUUCGAGCUCGACUCAGGAGUCGUUCAGCUCCAAGCAGGUUAUGCAGCAGUCGUUCAGCAGCAGCAGCGUCAGCAGCUCAAAAACGAGCUCGAGUGUCAGCGUCAACGGCGGCUCGAGUGCGCCGAAACUGACCCACGUCCCUGCUGGGCCGCCCAAGGAGCCCCCUCCUCCUCCUCCCUUCGCUGCGGCUGCCACGGAGAAUGGCAUUGUGACAGCCAGGCUGGCACAGGUGAUCCCUGACGAAGAUGGCGUAAUGAGAGAGACCCAGCGCGGCGGCGGAGAGUCCGAGAUCGUGGUCGAGCAGCCCAUCAGGGUGAAGGACCGCAUCAAGAAGAUCGAGAGACAGCUGUCCACCGAGGACAUUCCGAGCGGCCCUCCGGAGGUGAUCAUGCCUCGAGGCCGCUCCGGCUCCGUGCGAAACAUCGCCGAGCAGUUCAUGCAGGCCGAGGAAGGCCAGCAGCAGCCUCCUCCUGCACCCUCGGUGAACGCCGCGGCCUUCAAGAACGUGAAGGAGAUCGCCGAGUCCUACACCUCGGAGUCCGGCGCGGACGCGAGCGCGGCGAAGACCGCUUUGGCCGGCGAGUUCAAGAGCGUGAAGGAGAUGGUGAGCACGUUCUCGCAGCAGGAGGAGAGCACGUCCACCAAGAAGGUGGAAGGAGACUUCAAGAGCGUCAAGGAAACGGCCUCCAUCUUCCAGGAGCCCAUCCAGCCCAUGGCGGCCCCCAUCCGGCCUCCCCCGGCCUUCCUGACCGACGGAGAAACCGCCGAGAUCGAGAAGCAGAUCGAGCAAGUGGAUCCUGUGGCGGUGCUGCCUCCUGCGACCAUGGCGAGGAACGCGCCGCCCGUUCCUCCGCCCAAGCCGCCCGCGCCCGCUGCCCUGCCAGUCCCCGAGCCCGCAGCUGCACCUUCCCCGCCCCGCCCGGAGCCUCCAGUGAGCGAGGCACCUGCUCCAGCCGCCCCUGAGCCUGUCCUUGAGCCGGCACCCGUCCCCGUUUAUGAUUAUGCCCCUGCACCUGAGCCCGCCCCCGCGCCCGCACCCGCCGCGCCGGAGCCAAUAGUGCCCGCCCCCGAGCCCGCCCCUGCUGUCCCACCCAGAGAUGCCAAGCCCACCGAGCCACCCCCAGUGCCUUGGAGGAAGAACCGCGAGGAGAAGGCAGUGCCGCCGCCAGCCGAGAAGCCCGCUAAGGCAGAGAAGGCCGCGCCGCCUCCGGCUCCCGAGAAGCCCGCUCCGGUGCCUGCUGCAGUGACAACCAGCGAGACCGACAAAGUGUUCGAGGAGGCUCUUGCGGAGAUCAACAAGUACUCGGAGACUUUGUCGCAGACGUCCACUGAGAGCCGCUCGACCUCCGCCGAAACCGUCGUCCAGCAGCCUAUUCAGUACUCGGCGCAAGUCAAGUGUGAAGUUAGGUCAAGAGUCACAACGCCGGAGGUUCCUGCCCAAGUGCAGGAACAGCAGCAGGUCAACAGUAGUCAGACGACUGUCAGCAGCACCAGCACUCGACGGAGUAGGAGCGAGACGAGGACCUCGACGGCCACCAGCGCCUCCUCGCUCUCGGCCACUUCCGUGGGCAACCUCAGUAGCUCGGCCUCGAAAACGUCUGCGACCAAGACCUCGACCCCCAACAUCAGCUCCUCCAGGGCAGCAGCGAAACCCCCCAAGUUCGAGCCCUCUGAGGUCACGCCUCCCAAGUUCAGCCUCCUUCGCAGUGCGAGCACAGGAAGCGUGUCGAGUGCAGUGUCCAGUUCCAGCAUGAAGCACGCAGGCAGCGACAAGGACCUGCCCAAGUUCAAUGUCAAGAAGGUCAAGAAUGGUCUGGCCACGAAUACCCGAGUGUGGUCACCUGGAAGGACAGACGAGAAGGACUCCUCUGGUCCCUCCAAGAUCGAUGUCCCUGACCUUCCUUCAUUCAAGGAUCAACCCACAGUCUGGAGUCCCGGCAGAGGAAAGACCCCGCCUUCGCGAAGCCCGAGCACGAGAGCCGACUACGCAGGAUACUCUCGUCGCGUAACCCGAGACGAUGAAAUAGAUAUUAGAUACCUCGAAGGUCUUUUCCGUUCUCUGUUUUCACCCGACCAAUUUGAGCGAGCUGGCAGCGCGAGCCCGAGUCUGGGGCGGAAGGAGUAUCGGAAGAUCACAUACGAAGGCACCUUGCAGAAGCGGCCGUCGCAGGAGAAUGUCUCAGCCCCGCGCCCCGAGGAAAGCUUUGCCUGGAAGGACAGAGAGAUUGAAAGGGCGCUGAAGUCCCCGACGUCUACGCUGCCCAAGGUGCAAAACCCGACGGUCACGCUCCUGCAGAAGAAACGAGAUGACCCGCAUUCGACCUCAGAUGGACAGAUUCCUGGAAAGCGGCCGGAAUACCUGAAGGGUGAUGAUUAUGGUCCCUCUUAUAAACCAGAUGAUAAGUUGUACACCAUUAAGAGAGAGUACGAGUCAGAAGACGAGGAAGGCAAUCGCCGCUUUGCUGUCCUCGGGCCCAAGAAGGUUCAUGGUGUUGGCCCAACCACCAACGACGGAGUUCCUACCACACUUAAAUCGGGUGUGAAGUCUGAACACCAAGGAGAGUGGUAUCGCAGGAUGUUCGAUUCUCUACAUAAAGUUAAAGAUGACGAUCACGUCAUCAUCAAAUACAAAUGCCCACGAGCCCGCUACGGGGGCUACAUGUCGGAGCCCGAAGGCUACGACUCCGACGUGGGCUCCUCGCGCUACGCCACCCUCGACCGCCGCCGCAUGCACCACUUCGAUGCCGACCCCAUGAGCUCCAGCCUGCCAAGGAAUACCAACCGCUACGUCCACCAGCCCGGCCGCAUCGAGGACUACGUGCCAGGCCGUUCCUCACUCUCGGAGAAAGAGCAAAAGAAGAACCCGGAGGCUGAAAUUAAACUCGAGGCCAAGUCUCAGGAGCCCCCGCCGGUGUCCGUCAACCACAGGCUCGGGUCGCAGAAGAUGUCAAUGACCCAUGCCCUGAAGGAGUCUGGAUACGAGAGCGAUAGUACGUUGGUGUUCCGUAAGCGAGAGGACGCUCGCCGUCAGCCCCCCGACCCGAGGAAGACCAGCCAGGUGUACCGUCAGAUCCAGCGCGGUGGCGACAUCCCCCUGACCGGCCUGCAGAAGACUGCUCCCCCGAAGCAGAAAGACGACUACUACGUGGUGUACUCUGACCUGGACCUUGGUCUGCACCACCCAUCCCUCUCCGACCUGGCCUACGCCCGUGUCUCACCAAGAGCCAUGUCACCACCGGCCAAGCCUCCAGUGCCAACCUUUGGGGAACGGAAAAGGUCGGCACCCUCCAAAGUGUCUCUGGCCCCGUCGCCUCCACGCCGCAUAUCGUCCAAGUGGCACCCAUCCCUCAUGAAGGCCUACAAGGACCGACCUCCCAUCCCUUCCCCGCGGUCCACCUCGGCCGAACGAGUGCGAGAGACGCGAGCUCUGUAUUCCACAUGGCAUCGCGAGAAGGUCGCCCGCUCCAGGGAGAAGCUGGGCUCCUCUCCUGCCAGAACCAAUUCCCUGGGACGAACAUCCUCGUCAGCCAAGCAAUCCAGCGAGGUUCGGGAGAACUUCCUGAAGGAGCGUCGUGCUGUUUCAGAGUCACGUUUUACUCUCGAGGAUCGUGAGAAAUCGCCACCUCGAAGAACGCCUUCGCCCCCCAAGGCUAGUUCCCCCGUUAGACAGACUGAUGGUCGUGAAAAACUGCACCACAGAACCUCCCUGAAAGAUGUAUCGCCAGACAAAGCUGGGACGUACAGGAUCAAGGUUCAGGAGCCACUUGUAACCAAAGGCCACAGCAGGGUCCUCAGUGCUGAUGCACAGAGAAAAUGGUCCAACACCUCAACAGAGAGCGGGAUGUAUAGUGUCACACGACACACAGUGAGUAGCAUGAAUAAAAUCAGAAGACCAUCGCAGCAAAAUGCGGUUGACAGCCGAAGUAGCAGUGCAGAUGCCACCUGUAGGAGGAGACGAAGCAGCUGCUUAUCCCCAGAGCCACAGCUAGCUUCCAGGAAAUCGCCAGUAGGUCGGAAGGACAGCCGUCACAGAGAGUCACCCUAUUCAGAUGUGUCUCUGGAAGUUGCUGAUGACAAGAAGCUAAAACAGAGUGAAAGCUUUGACACAACCCAAAGUAAUGAGACAGGGUACUCCAGCAUGCUCGACCUUUCACCCUCACCUGUGCCAGACAGGAGGACCGAGGAGCGUCGAGCAAGGAAAAAGUCAGAAUCUCCAGUGCGGCCUCACUCAGCCCCUUCCCCAAGGCGCUCUCGCUAUUCGCACUCCUUCAGCGAACAGAGGAACAAGUGGGAGGCCAUAACACGGGGUGAGGCUGUGGGUCGCAGGUCUCGUAGCCCAUCAAGAAGCACAUCGCCGCUUCGGUCCCUCCAGCUGGUGCGGCAAGUGAGCAGCAGCUUCAGGAACAUUCCAGCAGAAGUCUUUUCAGAGUCACGUCGGAGUAGGAGUCUGGAGGUACUGACCCCCUCGCCACACUCUCACCCCCAGCGCUAUCGCCAGUACAUCCUGGAGUUAAGAAAUGCCGCUCCCCGCAAUGCUCGCAUCUCACAGCUACGGCGCUUGUUUACAUCGCUUGAGCGAGUCCAUCGCCUCGAACGCUCGGUGAGUACCGUGGAGCUCUCUGCAGCAGAUAAUCGCGCCCAUGAAAUUAUAGAUUUCGAGACAUGGAAGAGUAUGCGUGAAAAGGAAAGAAAGGCUCUUGAAUAUAAUGUACUCCUGAAGGAACUGAAUGUGGCUCAGAAGGAGCGAGAGUUCCUUUAUAAAGUUACUCCGGAGAAAAAAUGGGCCGGUGACUGUCGACUUCGAGGCCGUGACGUGAGUGUCCCAGAGCUUCGUGAGAAAUUUGAUUCACUCACAGAUAACAGUUCCGAGAUCUCACAGAAGCGACGCCAGGAGUUAGAGAACUCCAAGGACACGUACCGAGGAUUGUGGCGUGGCUCCUCGGUUCGGGAUGUGUCGCGGAUGUACGAGAGUCCCGAGCGAAGCCGCAGUAGCAGGCGCGGUUCUAGUCUGAGUCUUUCACGUGAAGAUUCGGGUAUAAGAGCUCGUGGCCUUUGGACCAGCCUCAGCCUGGAGCAAGUCAAUGCCUUUCGUGACCACCUCUCGGAAAUCUACGGCUCCAUGCAGAAUGUCCGUUCUUGGCGAGAGAGGAAGCAGAUGAGUAUGGAGAGGCCACCCAACAAGAGUCAACGUGAGCUUGCCAAAUACAGCGUGGACGUCUCAGAGACAGGGCGCGUCCUGGCAGAUAAGCUGCGGACCCUGCAUGUGCGCCCGCCGCCAGAGUCCACCAGAAGGCCUCCCUCCAGGCAUUCAUCACCUCCAAGGGCUGCGAAGAGUUCCACUAAUGUUCAUCAGUACGAGGAUCAGCGACGUCAGCUCUCAAAGCAGCUGUCCAUAGAAUUUCAGGAGAAGGUAAAGGAGCAAAAGUCAGGUCAUAGACUGGAAUCGACACCUGCCAUGCUGGACAGUCUGCAAGUGCCGGAGCAUCCAACGUCGGUCAGUCCAGAGAGUCUGUCUCGCUCUUCACCCCGCACCUGUUACUCCCUCGACAUUUCGGACUCGUCGGAACCCAACUCGCUGAACUCUGGCGACCAGUUCCUCCUCGUGGUUCAGAAGCCCGGAGGUCACGGCCGCAGCAACAGUCUCCCCCCGGAGCAGGGGAGUGAGGCUGACUCGAGUGAUUCCGAAAUGUCCGUCCGAACUGUCGUCCACAAGGAUGUUGCAGGAAAGGUCAAGUUCUUUGAAAAACGAGCUCGACGUAACUCCAGGUCGUCAGAGAGGCAUUCCUCCCGCGGAAGCCGCCUCAAUAUUGACGAGGUUCCCCAUUACGCAACUCUUCCAUCACGCCUGAAACAACAGUCUCAGAACAAACUGUUUUCACCCAACUACCUGCCUGAGAGGUCGGUCUCAUCUGUCAAUUUAGCAAACAAGGGGGAAUUAUCGUGGCGAAUUUAUGACAAGGCCAAUCCAGUGAGCUCUUCCUCGAUUCAGCGUCUGUCUGAUCUGCCAAAAGACAAGCGAGAGCAAGUGGAUCCCACUUCUCACUCUCGCUCGUACCUUUACCACGUGAAGACCGGCGACGUGAACCGCCUAAAGGAUCGCUUCGAGAGUCCUGAGGAUGCCCGUCGCCGCGCGCGCUCACUGCCGGACAUGAACGGUUCUCUGUCUCGUGUCACGCCCUCGGGGAAGACUGUGGUACGAGGCCAGGAGGCAGGGGACGUGCAGUACAUGCGCGCCAAGUACGAAGCACCCAGGCGAUCGCGCAGCCCCGAGCGAUGGCAGCCGAGUCGCGACGAAUACUUGCCCAAAUCUAAGCUGACAAACACCCUUCAGUCCCUGGCUUCCCGUUCGCCAGCAUUCUGCGAGCCAGCGACCGUGGAGAGGCUGGCACGCCGUGACUCCGUCGAGAAAGCCGUGUUACGGCGCGUCCACACGGGGAAUGUGGAAGCCUCCGUUGAUCGCUUGGAGAGCCAGCAAACAGGGUCCGGUGUAUCUAUUAUCGGCCAGAUGUACACCUCUGCGCCCUCGGUAAAUGAACUGGCAAACAUAUCAACCUUGGUCCCCCCACGCCCGCCCCCACCGCUCAUGGGGCCACAGAAACCACAGCGAAUGGCGGUGCGAAGCAACAUCCAGCCGCUCCUGACGUCCACCCCGACGCCGUCUCCGCGAGACGCUCGGGCUGCACAUAAGCAGCGAGCCCUCCAGGUGACCGAGCCCGUGUGCUAUCCGCCCUCGCAGCUGCACCCGCCCCCAGGGGCCUCCACCACGUUCACCCGCUCGUCCUCCUCUGACUACAACGCCGACGCCCAUCGGCCCAAAUCGCGCUACGUCCCCCCCGAGUCGUACGGGUCCCCGGGGAGCGCCUCCCACGCGCGCGGGAGCUGGACCCAGUCCCUGGAGCGGCCUCACCGCGUGACCCGUGCCAUGACCAACACCAAUCCCCCCGCGCCCUCCCGAGGCAGUAGCCAUUGCUACACCCUGCGGCGGCACCACCAGGUGCACCACGCCCACCACACCCCCCGCGCCGAGCACCUCUCCCCCUCACAGCCUCAUCCCUACUCCAAUACCUACUCCCAGAUCACGAAGCCAUACCAACCUUACUCCCACAGUCCAGGACGAGACCAGAACUACAACAACAAGGUCGUCUCAUGGAAAGAAUCCCCCUACAAGUACGAGUCCGGGGAGGUGAACAUCCACUACCGCACUCCCGUGAGGAUUGAGCAGAAGGAGGCGAUUCCCGAGGAGGAGCUCGCCCGUCGCCAGGAGGAACACAUGAAGAAGGUGUACGAGCAAGAGCGACGCAAGAAGUACCUGGCCGAGCUGGAGGACAUCGAGCGCAGGAGACACACCGACAACUUCACACCCCUUCAGAAAUCUCCCAUUCCCUUGAACCGUUAUGACGAUGAGAGUAGCCUGGGGACUUUGCGGGGCAACAGAACUCCAGAGCCAAAGCAGGUUGCAAAGGCACUCUACAAUUUCACUGCACAAAACAAGAGGGAGCUAACAUUUAACAAGGGUGAUGUUAUCUUCAUCCGUCGGUCAAUAGACAAGAAUUGGUUUGAAGGAGAGUUGCGUGGAUCUGUUGGUAUUUUCCCAUGCAACUAUGUAGAGAUUGUGCCUUAUGAUCACAUGAAAACCCUGACAAGAAAACCAACUGAAGGACAGGCAAGAGCGAGAUUUAAUUUCCAAGCCCAAACUUCCAUGGAAAUGUCCCUCAGCAAAGGGGAGCUGGUUGUUCUGACCCGUCGAGUCGAUGAAAACUGGUAUGAGGGUCGAAUAGGCGCUCGUAAGGGUAUUUUCCCUGUCUCCUAUGUAGACACCCUGGUGGAACCAGGUCCUGACAGACCUUUGACUCCCAGCUCCUCGCCCAUGCCGCGGCCCGCUCUGCCUGCCGCUAAUCUGCUCUACAAUGGUGCCUCUUCCUACUCCAGCCCCUACUCUACCUUGGGUCGGCCAGGAAGCCAAAAUGAUUCCAGACCUUAUAACCAAUCCCUCACCGUCAACACUCAGCAAGAGCCCGUUGCAUAUCGAGCACUCUACAACUAUAAGCCCCAGAAUGAUGACGAGCUUGAGCUUCUGGAAGGAGAUGUGGUGCUAGUGAUGGAGAAGUGCGAUGACGGCUGGUUCGUAGGCACUUCCCGCAGGACUGGUCUCUUUGGCACCUUCCCCGGCAACUACGUGGAAAGGAUCUAAAAGAAAAAGAAGAAGCAAGAGAAUCUGAAAGCAAGGGAUUUUUAUGCCUGAUUCAUUGGUUGAAUUAUCGUUUUGCAUUACCAUUCUGUCUUGUGUGUGGGGGGCCUCUGGAAUUAUUCGGUAUGGGAGACCUUUUUUGUUUUUCUUUCUUUUUUUAAAUAUUUUGUAAACUCACCUUUUUAAGUGUGGAAGACCUGAGGGUAAUGUAGAAAAAGAUCCUGGCUUAUUUAGGAGAGUUCGAGACCCCAGUAGAUAUCAGUGAAUUUUUUUAUUGAGACUGGAAAAAGAGAUUCAUACUUUUUGAAAAGUUUUCAGGGUAAUUCUAAAUAUUCCAGGAUCUAAAGUGUGAAAUAGAGGUCCUUGUUACUGAAUACUGAAGGGCAGAAAUUUAUGAUUGUUAAUUAUGUACAGUGAGUGAGUGGUUUAUCCAUACAUUGAAUUACUAGUUUAUAGAUAGCAGUGAAAGAAAAUGGCAAGUUUUGCUUACAAGAUCUAAUUUUGUGCCAAUAUAUGAAUGAUGUUGAAAAUUCUGUAACAUCGCAAAAGAUUAUUUUUGUGACAAUUAUUUUCAGCUGCACAGACAAUCUUAUUUUGUUGUUUAUAACUUUGACAGAUCAUGAAUACCAGUGUCCCAUACACAAAUGUGUAUAAAUAUUGUUGUGUGUUAUGAAACCUAUUUCCUUGUCCAAGAAGAAAAUGGGGUAAACUACGUCCAGGUUUUGUGCAUAAGGCCUGUUGGUGCUGAAAUAUACCAUUUUAGCCUUUGCAGUUGUGUAUAUCAGAAAUAACAUAUAUAUAUGUGUCUCAUUUCUUCAUGUGGAUACAAAAGAUAGCUGUCCUUCAGUAUAGAGGCUCAUUCUUGUCAAAAUGUUUGGUAGUGAACACAAUAUGAGAAUCAUUUCAGGUUUUUGCACGUGUCUAGUCACACCCAAAGUGAAUUUAUUAAAAGAAAUUAUGUAGAUGUCUUGUUACCCUCUGCUGGUGCUUUCUUCUGAUGUAAUGAUCUGUUAUGAAAUAAUAAGUAGAAGUUUGUGGAGCAAAAGUGACCUGUUUAAUUUAUGGAGAUUAUUUCAGGAAUAAUGAUUUGCUCUAGAAACUUUGCAUUAUAUGCACGAUUUCCAGAUUUUUUCUUUUUUUAAUCUAUAAUGUAAUCAGUGCUUUCCUAAUACUACUCCUGUCUUUAUUGCCUCACUUUUCUGUUUCCUUUUUUUCUUUUUAAUUCACCUCAUUUUAGGCAUGAUAGAUAUUGGAGUGAAUAUGAAUAAUUUAAGACAUAAUGCCUUUCUCAAAUGUUAAAAGAUAAUGUUAAAUCUAUGCCUCGUUAGUUGUAACCAUUCUCCAAAUUAGAGUAUAUGAGUAAGUAUGUAAAAUAAUCAUCUCUGUAAAAAGAUUGGAUACUGUUCUACUAGAAAGGGAUGACAGAGGAUUCAUUUUGGUGGCAAAAGAAUAGCACUUGUUUUGAACAUAGGUGUGUGAAUCACCAACCUUUUUUGAUAUUUAAUGUAAUUUUACAUUUAAGAAAGUCAUUUUUUAUAAUUCCCAUUUUUAUAUUGAGAAGGUUAAACUGCAAAUGGACUCUUGCCUGUGUGUUUAGAUAUUUUCCGUUAUGUCACUGAAAUUCAUCUUAACAUUUCUGUUUUCUGAUGGGAGACAACAAGGCAGUGUGGUCAAAGAGAGUGUGGUCCUUCAUAUAUGACGAAGCAUUUAGGUUCGUACAAACUUUUAUAAGCAGACAUUUUCCAUCCAGGUUAAAGUUAGUAAAAUAGCCUUGCUUACUCAGCCUGUGCUGUGUUUAAGUAAUAAGAAAUCGGCCUGUGCUUCGUCUGUUUUAUAUGAACUCGGCCUGUGCUUCCGUAUUUAUCUUCCUCCUGUUACAGCCAAUAUUUUAUUAUCAUGGUUAAGUGCUGUUAGCAUUUAAGAGUUCUCUAGUUUAGCAAAAAACAAAAAACAAAUUAUCUUUGUAUUUAUUACACCAAAAAUCUAAUUCAGAUUAAUAAAAUGUUUGCUUGUGUUGAUAAAUCUGAUAUGCUCAACAAUUAUGAGUGUCGUGGUAUACUUUAUUGAGAGAACUUCACUUCCUCUAGCAGGUGUGUUGUUGUGUUGAAUGUUGAGACUCAUAAUUGCUAAACAUACCAUUUUUUUAAUAAUAGACUUUAGUUUAACAAGGCACACUACACUAAAUAGGUAGAAUUAAUGCUGGAAAGCGAAUGAGUUUUGCCUUUACAGAUAUUAUAUUACAAAUUUCAGAGUUGUAAAAUCAAGUGCCUUUUCAUGGUAGAGAAUGUAAUGUUUAGAUCAAAGGAGUUUGCCAGUAGCUGUCUUACCUCACAAUGCAUUAUUUACAUUUUAGCCCUGUGUCCCCUUAAAAAAAUAUAUUAAUAAAAAAAGGUUGUCUAAUGUCACCAAUCUGAAUCGCAAAAAAAAAUAUACAUAUAUAUAAAAAGGGGUAAUUGUGGGCUUCUUCACUUCUGUAUAAUUCUUUCCUGUUGUUAUGCACAAUUUACUUUAGCUAAUCAUGUAGGUAUAUGAUAAUAAAAUGGAACAAUAA